Pomacea canaliculata is the source of this 2663-nucleotide messenger RNA. Its product is annotated as intestine-specific homeobox-like. Gene Ontology annotation, biological process: regulation of DNA-templated transcription. The transcript has 7 exons. Gene Ontology annotation, cellular component: nucleus. Lineage: Eukaryota; Metazoa; Mollusca; Gastropoda; Architaenioglossa; Ampullariidae. Bases 32 to 661 code for a protein of 209 amino acids. The record is from RefSeq and is a predicted model, not a curated record. Gene Ontology annotation, molecular function: transcription cis-regulatory region binding.
GAACAACUAGAAGAAGGAAAAGAGAGGGUGAAUGGACAACAAUCAGAGGCAAGAAAUGUUUAACACCCUAGUUCGUCUCCUGGCUGCUCUUGUGGGGGUUCUUUUGCCCCAUCAACUUGCCCCACCACUUCCCCAGUUGGCAGUGCCACAUCCCGACAACCCGGAGCCCCGUCGAGCACAGCGGACAACACUCCGGGAUGAGCAGCGGCGGCUGCUCGAGCAGCACUUUAGGAUAAGCCACAACCCCGGGGUGGCUGUCCGCCAGGAGCUCGCUAGACAGACGGGGCUUGCACCCAUAAGGGUUCGGGAGUGGUUUUCCAAUCGCCGGGGGAAGUGGCGGCGAGACAGAAAAAAAAAUCGCCUUUCCUUUGGUCUCAAGUUUUUGGGAGUGGCAGCGGCUUUGUCACUAUUGAUUGCUGCUGUCCUGAUACAACGCCAACAGGGCACGACCAGCUUGCUUGUUGGAGGAUGGUCAGCUUUGCCUCAUUCAUCUUUAUCUACUAUACUGUCUAGGUCAUCGUGCUGCCCUUUGUGGAACCAGGUAUUUUCCUUAUUAAGUUCUUUGCUCCACGGAUUUAUGGCUGUUCCCCUAGUUCCAGGAGUAGUUGCCCUUUUAUUGCUAGGUUAUUUUGUGCUGCUCAUCUUCGCUUUGAUCUCGUGACUCUUGUUUUUUACCUGCUGCGGCUCUGGUUUGAUGCUGGUGAACUGUGGUUUGCUUUCGCUUCGCACGCAACAGCUACGCUUUUGUGUUUCUCAGAGUCAAAAACACCGUUCGUCACCUUCUCCACCUACGGAUUGCUUCGCAUUGUUCGCUUCUGGCACCUCCAGGUCACGUGACAGGCGCCGACAGCAGCGGUCCAUUCGGUGACUGACCCCACCGGCGUUCCUGUCCAUGGUGGUCAGUUAACUCUCACGUCAAUGGCCAGGCUCAAUGAGUUUGCCAAAGUCAUUUUGUCGUCUUGCUGUGGCUGUUGCUGGACCUGCACUCGCCAGUCUUGGGGCAGCUGUGGCUAAACCUGCUUCAGGAUCAGAUCCCCAGUUUACAUUUAUAAAACCUGGACAGUAUGUUGCAGUUUAUGAUGAUGACACUUUCCACGUUGUAACUUUGUGACAUAAUUUAUAUAUUUAUAAUUGAUGAAAUGUUCUCUUUUGAGAGGCGAUUGGGGGUGGGGGCGGAGUAUUUGUCUCUCGCCUAGGGCGCAGCAUUUCCUUGCGCCGGUCCUGGCCACACCCAGACAGUUUGCGCGCAUCUUGGGUUGAGAGGAAGUAAAAACUUGCGUACGCACAUAAUGGAUGGUUGUAGCACUUGUGUAAAGAAACUGGAGAGUUGUGCCCAUUUUAAAUUCCGAUUGCAGUUUAAAAAUAGAGGACAUGGGUACAUACGUUUAAAAAAAAACUCCUUAUAGGAUACCGCGUUUAAACAAUUUUUUAAGUUAUAGACCCGACUACUUUAGGUUUGUUUGUUUGUUUUUGUUUUUUUUUCUGUUCUUCUUAUAACCUUCAUCUUAUUGCUAGCCAACAAAACACUGACGGGCAAUUUUGUAGCUUUCCGUGUUAUAGUGAUUGGAGUCUGGACAAAGGACGCUUUUACAGCUGGACUCUGUUUCUUGUCCCACUACCAUCCCCGAGGACAGGUUACAGCUGGCCGCCGAUAGGUUUUAUUUGAGAACUUCAAUCUUUCGAGUAUGUCGUACGACAUGCUAUAACUAGAACCAAAUUUCGACACUCCACCCUUUUACAACCAGCCCCCUCACUCCCCUUACCUCCCACCCAUCCAGAAAAAGUUCCAAACGUCAUUGGCAGAUAACUGUUAUGCCAUCACUUCUCACCUAACCUAACUCACUAAACUAUAUUUCUCCGACGCCAAAAUCCUCCAGCGCAUAUCUCCACUCAACUGUGUCGGGUGUCGUCUACUAUGUCAAAGUGUUCGCGUUAGAAAGAGUCGCGGCUGGAGGCCGACACCGCAGCGAAAAGUGCAUGGCAGCCCAUGCAGGUCUUGCGUGGCAUGCUUCAUCUGGAGGUCACUGAAAACACGAUGCAACCGGAAAGAGCCGGUCACAACCGAUCAUGCGUGGUCUGACCAGUUCGGGCGAGGCUUAUAUAGGUCAACGAGUGUAUGACUUCACUCUAUAGUGACACUAAAGAUUGUAUGUAUAUACCUAUAUAUCCUUUUUCAUAUUUACCACUCCGGAGGUUAAGGGUAUUUUGAAAUAUUAACCAUUUCUUGUGAUUCCUUUUUUUUUUUUUUUUUUUGUAUUUUUCUGUCUUCUAAAGCUGUUUAAUUUUUCGCCGUUGGUCUAACUUAUCUCCCCUGUGUACUGAGGCGAGCGCUCUUGUGCGUGUGAGAAGAGAUUGAUCUGCAACUGUGCAUUCCAUACAAUCGUUUUUUUCCCCCGUCCCACUCCUUCGUAAAAAUGUAGAGCAGUCUACAGCGUGUGCAGCAUAAAGUGCAUGUCUUUUGAAAUUGUAAAGAAAAGAAUUGAAAAGGCGCGCUGAGUUCGACGCCACCACGAGCGAGAAAGUGUAGAAGAACGAAUUUAGAAUCCUAACCCCGAUCGAGAUUUAAUCUCCCGGGGAAUUUAUUUUUACCCCUUUCUUAUUUAAGCAUUUUUGAAUGCGAAACGACGAAGACCACUUCUUUCUUGGGGAAAAAAUUGUGGUCC